This is a messenger RNA of Drosophila simulans, 1095 nucleotides long. RefSeq lists its product as uncharacterized. The transcript has 4 exons. The record is from RefSeq and is a predicted model, not a curated record. Bases 167 to 709 code for a protein of 180 amino acids. NCBI's taxonomy places the organism in Eukaryota, Metazoa, Arthropoda, Insecta, Diptera, Drosophilidae.
GCAUCACAAAGGUGAAUAGUUUGAACUCAACGUUCACGUAUCAGACUUAAUUUUUUACUUUUGUGCUUUGUAUAACUGCAUUAUAAUUAUAAUUGCUUUAUAUGUUUGUAGAUAAAGUGUUGUACAAGUUUAUUAGCCAGCUUAAUACACACACCAAAAGGUUAUAAUGGCAAUAAAGCUGAAUUUGUUCAUUACCAUUCUGAUGUUCUCUACAUAUUAUUUCACAGAGGUUUAUUCCCUAGUGGAAUUUACAAACGUUCAGUGCGAGUCUCUGGAUAAGAACUUUGCUUUAAUUGAAUAUUGUUAUCUGAAAUCUGUAAACCGAUCUUACAAAUAUGUUUCGAUUAAAGUUAACCUCCUAAAGCUACCCAUAUAUAAAGUCAAGAUAAGCUUUGGUCUCUAUAAACGAUUGACUGGAUAUAAGCCUUUUCUCUACAAUGCGACUUUGGAUGCGUGUAAAUUCCUUAAAUCGCCGAAUUCCAAUCCGGUCGCUCUUUUUUUUUAUAAUUGUUUCAAAGAGUAUUCCAACAUGAACCACACAUGUCCUUUUAACCAUGAUAUUGUGCUGGAUAAGAUGUCAUAUCAUAGCAUAAAUAAUAAGAUCACCAAAAUACUGCCCUUCCCAGAGGGAAAUUAUAUGAUUGAAAUACACUGGAUAGCCUACGAGAUAAAUCGAGCUAUAACAAAAUUUUAUUGGACACUUACUUGAUAAGACAAGGCAAUCAAAACAAUAAUGACCAGACACUAUAAAAAUAUAAAUGUAAUGCAAAAAAUUUAUCUUCAUUCCAAAGACGAGCUUAAUAAAUAAUGUAUCUAAACCUAAUUGUGAAAGGGUGGUGGAUAUUUAAAAUCAUCUUUCUAAAAGUGUCAUAUUGCAAAGAAGCCAAAAAAACAAAGAACAUGCUAUUAUCAGAUACUUAAUCCUAGCUCCAUAGCUUUUAUAGUUCCUGAGAUCGAGGCGUUCAUACGGACAGACAAACGGACAGACGGGCGGACACAAGCAAAUAUAUGUACUUUAUAGGGACGGAAACUGUUUCUUCAACCUGUUACAUAAUUUUCAACGUAUCUAGGAUAACUUUUUUACUAAACAAGCAA